AUGACCGAAUGCAUAUUCUUACUGGCGCAUCUCAGUUAUUACAUCAUUUCUCAUUACAUUCAUCUGCUUCUUCUACAUCCAGAAAGUCAUGACGAAUUGCUAGUGAUUUCUCAGAAAGAGACGGGGUGUGGCACAAGACAAUGGGAAAGCAACGCACUGAUAUUUAAUCAUCUAUGCCGAGCUUCAUCAGAACUUAAUAGCAUUUUCUCUUUCCCAACCUUAUUUAUGUUGGCAUCGAAAUUCAUCUCAGUUGUCAGCACAGCCUAUGUCUACGUUUACAGUUUCGUUCGUCCAAAUCCCGUAUUGCAAGACUACAGCAUGUCAAUGCCAUUCCUUUUUGUCACUGAUUGGGUGCGAAUUUUCAUCGCCCUUUACGCCGCGGACAUGCCCGUCAAUCAGGUUCGUCUACUUCGCGAACGCAUCAUUGCACUGUCGCAUUCUGGAACGCAAACGUUGACCGACAAAAUUAAUGCAAUGUCAAUGCUGAUGCAAACUGAUGAAAAUCGUGUACGUUUGUCUGCUGUUGGACUCUUCAACGUUGGCAUGCAUUUAAUUCCGGCCUUAACAGGAGCUGCAGUGACCUACAUGGUCAUCCUUCUUCAAAGUUAAUCAGACACUCUAAAUAUGGGCAAUGUCUUCCGAUGAAAUUGAAUUGGCAG
Daphnia carinata is the source of this 659-nucleotide messenger RNA. Its product is annotated as putative gustatory receptor 28b. The coding region runs from base 1 to 609 and encodes 202 amino acids. Gene Ontology annotation, biological process: sensory perception of taste. Gene Ontology annotation, cellular component: membrane; neuronal cell body; axon. The record is from RefSeq and is a predicted model, not a curated record. Lineage: Eukaryota; Metazoa; Arthropoda; Branchiopoda; Diplostraca; Daphniidae. The transcript is spliced from 5 exons.